This is a messenger RNA of Paramecium octaurelia, 705 nucleotides long. NCBI's taxonomy places the organism in Eukaryota, Ciliophora, Oligohymenophorea, Peniculida, Parameciidae. The record is from the annotation of a GenBank genome assembly.
AUGUAAGAAAACUUAAUUCAAAUUGACUUCUCAUAAAUCGAAAGUUUGGAUCCCUGUGUUCAAGGGGGAUACAAGAUAAUUUUCAAUCAAGAGAUCCCAUUUAUAAUUAAAUUUCCAGACUAAGAAGAUCAGAGUAUUAUUGAAACAAUCAGAGUCAGAAUCAUGAUUUUGGUAUGAAAAUUUUAAAUUAUCAUAAUAGGGAAAUGGAAAAGAUUUAUAACAAUUAACUUUGGAGUUAUCAAGCGAAAAUGAUUUAUUUUUCUAUUAUUUUCACACAGUAGACAAAGACAAUUUUCAAGUUGUCAAAACUAAUUAAAAACUCAACACAGAUUUCUUUGGAUAUCCAGAAGUAUGUGUUAAAACAUUCAGGAGAUGUUAAUUGGAAAAAUAGCUGUAAUGAUAUAAUAUAUGUGGCAGUUUUGCUCCUGUGCUGUACAUUUAACAGAAUGCAAGAGCUUAGGUGAGUAUUGUUUAAACAUUGGAGUAUAAAGAGUUGACUUUAAUCACAUUUGAAAUGAUUGCUGGGGAUGAAGAAAUCAUUAAAUAACAUGUCUAUUACAAGCAUGGUGCAGUAAAAUCUAAGUUUUAGAUACUAAAUGCAAAAAUAAAAGAUGUAAUUUAAUUGUUUGAUUUGAGAUACAUGAAUUAGUCAAAGUAAAGAAUCCACAGCUGUUGCUUCAUUUACAAAAAUACCUUCCUAAUUGA